Molecule: messenger RNA, 1416 nt
Organism: Macrobrachium nipponense
Lineage: Eukaryota; Metazoa; Arthropoda; Malacostraca; Decapoda; Palaemonidae
Product: lactosylceramide 4-alpha-galactosyltransferase-like
Exons: 8
Coding region: 121-1227 (368 amino acids)
Biological process (GO): glycosphingolipid biosynthetic process
Molecular function (GO): hexosyltransferase activity
Source: RefSeq, a predicted model, not a curated record
CCGGGAGUGACAUGAGAAUCUGCACAACUUUGCCAUUUAAGCGAGAGCCAAACCAAGAGACGCUCCCAACUCUUCUGCGCGUCACACAUUUUUCAAAGUUCUGGAUAUAAAGGGGACGAGAUGAACAUGAAAAAAGCAGUAAAAGAUCUGUUUAUUAUCCUCUUCGGCACCGUUCUUCUCGUCAGAACUUGGAGAGAUGUGAGCCAACUAUCUCAAACAUAUCAAAUAAAACCAGUCGAAAACAAGAGCGCGAUUGUGGAGGAUAUGGCGCCAUGGCAGAAAACCAUGUGUGCUAACCAACGAGAACAGUUUCUUUUUGAUGACAAUCUGCAGAGUCUCCCUCUGAUGCACAGAGACGUUGCACCAAAGGUCAACUUGCAAAACAUCUUUAUAGUAGAGACUGGUUGCAAUCCUCAUCCUUUAUAUAGAACUUGGUGCUCAGUAGAGAGCUGGGCAGGUCAACACCCAGAUAAGGACCUGUGGUACAUCUUAAUUUCUCCAUUCAUAAGCGACACUACAGGAAUCCUGAAGAGCCUUCUCGACCAGUAUCCUAACAUCAGGGUUGUUAGCAGUAACUUCAGAGAGGUAUUUAAGGUGACGCCUCUCUGGGAUCUCUUCAAUUCUGAUAAAUGGCUGAAGAACACAGACUGGCCGGAGUCAAACCUGAGCAACAUGGUGAGAGGGGCCCUCGUGUGGAAGUUGGGAGGCGUUUAUACAGACUCCGACACCAUCUGCAUAGCGAACACGAACAAGUUCACCAACGCAGUAGGACUCUAUAAAGACACCGGCGUGAAUGGAGCAGUUCUGAUUGGCCAGCCUCGGCACAAGGCGUACUGGAUGCUCAUGGAAGACAUCAAGGAGAAUUUCAAGGGCAACGUCUGGGGUCAAAACGGCCCCGCCGCCAUCACAAGAGUGAUGAAUCAGUUGUGCAAAGGAGCCAACUUGUUCCACAUCGCCAGAAACGAAGGGGGCUGCCAGAACAUGUCCCUGCUCACACCUCGGCACUUCUAUCCCGUACCUUACCAGGAACACAAAAGCUUCACGGCUGAGAGAACGGAAACGGACUUGGAGAAGCUUUUCAAAGAUUCGUACGUCCUGCAUUUCUGGAAUAAGAUGACGAAGAAUGAUACAAUCAGACUGGGAAGCAAGAGUAUCCUGGAAACUGCUGCAAAGAAGUUUUGUCCCGUUACGUACAGAUUUGCAACGAUGCAUUCGAAAUUCUUUUAAAAAAAACUGGCCACAGUCAUCUGCACCGUUUGAAGAACAGAGCACACUUAUUGCGUCUUGCACAAUUCUCUAGUUCUCACUGAGACUUUCGCCACGGAUUGAUAUUUGCUACAGGUUUCGCGUGUGUCUUUCCUUUGAACAAUGUUCAUAUUACCCUUGCCAUGAUUCCCAGUAGUAAAGAUAAGAAUA